This is a messenger RNA of Gavialis gangeticus (Gharial), 556 nucleotides long. RefSeq names its product NADH:ubiquinone oxidoreductase subunit B4 (gene NDUFB4). Lineage: Eukaryota; Metazoa; Chordata; Crocodylia; Gavialidae. The record is from RefSeq and is a predicted model, not a curated record. The transcript has 3 exons. Gene Ontology annotation, cellular component: mitochondrion. The coding region runs from base 38 to 442 and encodes 134 amino acids.
GCUUCCGCUCCUGCGCAGAAGAGGGCGGCAGGUGAAGAUGGCGGACUCAUCUCGUUUAAAGGGUGUGGGCUACAAGCCGCUGGUCGGCGUGUCGUUGCCGCGGACGCUUGAUCCGGCCGAGUACCAGCAGUCCGAGCAGACGCGCCGGCAGCAGGCCGAGCGCCUGGCCAUACGCGCCCGCCUCAAGCUCGAGUACCAGCUGAAACUCAACGACCCUCACCGCCAGGGGCUCAUCGAAGAUCCUGCCAUGCUCCGUUGGACCUAUGCUAGAGCAAAUGUCUAUCCACAUUUCAAGCCCACUCUAAAGACAUCCAUUAUGGGACUUUUAUGGGGAGUUGGACCUAUUGUAUUCUGGACUUAUGUAUUCCUAGCACGGAGGGCUCAAAAAGAGAAGGAGAUCAAGGAAGGCAAACAUAAGCUACUGGCUCAUCUCAAGUUUUGAGUCUGGGAACCAGAUGUUGCAGCGCUGUUAUUGGGCCCUUCCUUGAAUGUCCAAUAUGUUGUACAUUGCUGAGAUUUGAUCCUAUAUAAAAAAUAUAAACUGUAUUACUCUUCA